Tribolium castaneum (red flour beetle) is the source of this 3149-nucleotide messenger RNA. RefSeq names its product Protein tyrosine phosphatase 61F (gene Ptp61F). Gene Ontology annotation, cellular component: nucleus; cytoplasm. Gene Ontology annotation, biological process: peptidyl-tyrosine dephosphorylation; negative regulation of receptor signaling pathway via JAK-STAT; negative regulation of ERK1 and ERK2 cascade. Lineage: Eukaryota; Metazoa; Arthropoda; Insecta; Coleoptera; Tenebrionidae. The record is from RefSeq and is a predicted model, not a curated record. The transcript has 6 exons. Gene Ontology annotation, molecular function: non-membrane spanning protein tyrosine phosphatase activity; protein kinase binding. The coding region runs from base 177 to 1586 and encodes 469 amino acids.
UUGUCUCUUCUACGCCAAGCGCUCAAUCUCCGUCUCUUUCUAAAAAUGGUGAACGAACGUUUACAAUAGUUGGUGCAGUUAGUUUGUCUCGUUUUUUUCCAAAAUUAAAUUACAAAUGCCGGUUAUUUGAAGUGUUGUUUUGCAGUAAUUCAACCAGACGGACGUAAAAUUGUAAAAUGUCAUCGGGCAAUAACAUCGAGUCGGAAUAUUCGAAGUUAAACUCAAAAAAUGAGUGGUCGGCGAUUUUUCAGAAAAUUCGCUCCGAGAGCGUCAAAAACAGCAGUCCAUACACGGAAGCCUUGAAACCGCAGAAUAAAAACCUGAACAGGUACCGAGACGUCAGUCCCUAUGACCACAGCCGCAUUGUCCUCAAGCGGGGCUCCACCGACUACAUCAACGCCAAUCUCAUCAAAGUGGAGAAGGCCAACAGACAGUACAUCCUCACGCAGGGCCCCCUUUGCAACACCGUCAGCCACUUCUGGCUCAUGGUGUGGGAGCAGCACAGCAAGGCGGUCCUGAUGCUCAACAAGCUCGUUGAGAAGAAACAAGAGAAGUGUUACCAGUACUGGCCUUCCAAAGUCGGCCCCGAUUAUAUCAUGACAAUGGAGGACGUGGGAUUGACGCUGGAAUAUGUGGAGCAACAAGACCACUCAUAUUAUUUACAAAGAGUAUUGAGAUUGACGGAUAUCAGCACGAAAGAGUCCCGAGAUAUAUUACAAUUUCAUUACACCACCUGGCCCGAUUUUGGGGUUCCCAGUUCGCCAACUGCCUUUUUGGAAUUUUUGAGGAAAGUGAGGGAUGCGGGCGUUCUGGAGCCCACUGUUGGACCAGCUGUGGUGCAUUGUUCGGCUGGAAUUGGAAGAUCUGGCACUUUUUGUCUCGUUGAUUCGUGUCUAGUGCUUAUGGAGAAAUUUGGCCUAAAUUCCGUAGACGUAAAAGAAAUUUUGUGUGAGAUGCGAAGUUAUCGCAUGGGACUGAUUCAAACGCCCGAACAACUAAGAUUUUCAUAUCAAGCAAUCAUUGAAGGUGCAAAACAACUACUCAAUCCAGAUUCGAGCCCUACGGAAAAUCAUAUAAUCGUGGAUAAUGAACCGGAAGACGGAGUUGCAUCCGAUUCGGACGAUGACGGACCGCCUCCUCUCCCACCACCCCGGUUAGACAGUCUGAAGAAACAAAACGGUACUCCUUUAGACAGGCCGCUUCCAAAUAUCCCCAAGAGCAUCUCCUUGAACGAGUUUAGUUACGAAGGCGAUAGUGAUGAGUACAUUCCGACCGGUCCGUUGCCUGUGGUUCCCGGUGACGAAGAAGAGGGCUCUAGUGAAGAUGAGUUGGAGGAUUUGCGUUCCGAUAGUCCGUGUUCGGAGCCUGUGAGCCCCUCAGACAGUUUGUCGGCGUCCGAGUUGAGGCAUCGCAAACGCGUGGAGCAAAGAGAAAAGUUGGAGGCCCAAGUGAGAGACAUGAAACGGCGGCAGCAAGCCAACGAGCAGUGGACACAACUGAAGAGGUCUCUAUACAAACCUUUAUUUAUAGCGGGCGCUAUUGUUUUGGGCGGGGGCCUCAUUUCCUAUUUUUAUUUUAAAAAUUAAACAGAAAACAAGACAUGUGUGUUAAGUCUAUUAAUGGUGAGAGCUGUUUUUGAUUGGUUAUCCGAGUUUCUCGACACGUACCCGGUUCAACGUUAUAGUUUUUAAAUUUUAUGUAUAUUAGUCACAACUGUUUUUGGUAGCACUGAUGGACUUUAUUUCAAAGUUGUAAUGAGAAACGGACCCUUGGUAUAUCACAGUUUCUGGAUUACAUAUCAAGCUAUUGUCUUAUUAUCUAUUAUGUUUUAUUGAGGAUGUAGCGAUUUUUUUGUAAUAUUUAUUUGCGUAAAUCUUUACGAUUCAUGUUGGGAGUAAAUGUUUUUAAUGUUACCACGGAUUUGAGAGCUUUUCCAUUAAAACGCCAUUACAUCACACAUCUGCAGCAGUUUUUGUUUAUUUUAACAUUUUCAUUACUAAUUUAUUGCCACUCGGGUGGGAUUAACAUUAAAAAUCAUUUAGCCACAACUGGGGAACGAUUACGGUCCUAAAUACUGGGAUGCGACACAAUAAAAAAUGCGUAUUUGACGGUGAGUACAAGACAGUACAGGCAAAUAGAGCAUCACAUUCUCAAUAGUAAGACGUAAAAAUUGCUCGAAAACUAACCAAUUUGCGCACCCCGCCCCCAAAACGCUGCGAAUACGGUUGAAGAUACAAAAAAACAUAAGGAAAAAAGUUGUAAAGAAUUAAAAAAAAAGACUCAGAGACCAUAUCUUUAUCUUCAACCCUUUCGGUUUAAAUUGCUUUGAAUGAGUUUUUCUUAGCUUAUUAAGAAUUUGAUGCUCGAUGUUCUGCCUGUGGUGAAUUUAAAUUAAUUGAAAACAACUCGCCCCCAUUUUUAUUCGGGUACCGAAAAUCGAGUUUUGUAUCACAUUCCUGGUAUUUAGUUUAAUUUGUGAAAUUGAGUACUUUUAAUUGCAUUUCACUUCCUUUAAUCAUUGUGUAAGUAGGUAUAUAUGCUGUAUCGAGAGUGUAGAAGAAAAAUAUAACUUGUAGUGGAACGAGUGGGUAAGAAAAAGACUGAGAGAUUACCGCCAAGCAUUCCUUUUUGUUACGUGAUCAAAAGUUUAAUAUUUUGGUGGUAGUCGUAACAUGUUGAGUUGGUUUCGCAUUCACUGAAUGGUCAUAGUUUUAUAUGUGUGGAUUCAUAUAAGACUUGAUGUUGAGUGAUGGCUGACACAAGUUUUCCAUCGGAACACUUGUGUAGGCCAUCAUGAAUUACAGUAGGUACGUCUUAUUGGUUUAUUAAUCAAAUUACAGGGUGCUUAUUGACAAAAUUGAUGCACAAAGCAUUUUUACCAAUUUAUAAGAGUUUUCUAUCUUCAGAAAAACGAGACAAAAUUUUCUAAGGAUUUUAUACCUUAUUUACACAUUCCUUUUAAGUGCCUACGAAAUGCUGUUAUAACUGCGUCGACAAUAUGAAUUUGAUUGUGUUGUUACUAUGAUUUAAAUUAGAAUGUGACAAUCGGUUUGAAGUUUGUUUAUAUCUGGACCGCCGAUUAUUUGUGAUUGAUUAAUAUUUUCUCAAGAAUUUUAUGGAUAUUCAAUAAAUACAUUGAAAAAUUAUAA